CCAAAGGUUGCCUUCCCUCGCAGAGCACAGCCUAAGAUGGUAACACGGACUAAGAAAAUAUUUGUAGGCGGCUUGUCUGUGAACACCACCGUGGAAGAUGUAAAACAAUACUUCGAGCAGUUUGGGAAGGUGGACGAUGCCAUGCUGAUGUUUGACAAGACAACUAACCGGCAUCGAGGGUUUGGGUUUGUCACCUUUGAAAGCGAAGACAUCGUGGAGAAAGUCUGCGAGAUUCACUUCCAUGAGAUCAACAACAAAAUGGUGGAAUGUAAAAAAGCUCAGCCAAAGGAAGUGAUGUCGCCCACUGGCUCGGCGAGGGGACGCUCCCGAGUGAUGCCCUACGGAAUGGACGCCUUCAUGCUGGGCAUUGGCAUGUUGGGGUACCCAGGUUUCCAGGCAGCCACCUACACAAGCCGGAGCUACACCAGCAUUGCACCUGGGUAUACCUACCAGUUUCCUGAAUUCCGGGUAGAGCGGACCCCCCUCCCGAGUGCCCCUGUUCUCCCUGAGCUCACAGCCAUACCCCUCACUGCUUAUGGACCAAUGGCGGCAGCGGCGGCGGCGGCCGUGGUACGAGGGACAGGUUCCACCCCCAGCCGCACUGGCGGCUUCCUGGGCACCACCAGCCCCGGGCCGAUGGCUGAGCUUUAUGGAGCAGCCAAUCAGGAUUCAGGAGUCAGCAGUUACAUCAGUGCGGCGAGUCCCGCCCCCAGUACCGGCUUCGGCCACAGCCUAGGGGGGCCUUUGAUUGCAACGGCAUUUACUAACGGUUACCAUUGA
Protobothrops mucrosquamatus (brown spotted pit viper) is the source of this 780-nucleotide messenger RNA. RefSeq names its product musashi RNA binding protein 1 (gene MSI1). Gene Ontology annotation, cellular component: cytoplasm. Lineage: Eukaryota; Metazoa; Chordata; Lepidosauria; Squamata; Viperidae. The record is from RefSeq and is a predicted model, not a curated record. The transcript has 10 exons. Gene Ontology annotation, molecular function: RNA binding. The coding region runs from base 37 to 780 and encodes 247 amino acids.